Molecule: messenger RNA, 2233 nt
Organism: Gymnogyps californianus (California condor)
Lineage: Eukaryota; Metazoa; Chordata; Aves; Accipitriformes; Cathartidae
Product: histamine N-methyltransferase-like
Exons: 6
Coding region: 38-916 (292 amino acids)
Molecular function (GO): N-methyltransferase activity
Source: RefSeq, a predicted model, not a curated record
GCAACCUGUCCCCUCCUGCACCCUUCCGACCCCCAGCAUGGCAUCGCCCAUGAGGAGUUUGCUCACCGACCCCGCCAGAUACCUCCAGUCUUUCCGCCUCUUCCUCACAAAUUCGACCGAGCAUCAGUGCAUGCGGGAGUUCGUGGAGAGGGAGCUGCCGGCCGUGAUAGCGAGUGUUGGAAAUGGGAAGUCUACAAUCAAUAUUCUAAGUGUUGGUGGUGGAGCAGGUGAGAUUGACCUGCUGAUCCUCUCAAAAGUACAAGCCAGAUAUCCAGGGGUCACCAUCAACAACGAUGUGAUAGAGCCAAGUGCUGACCAAAUCCUCAAGUACAAAGAGCAUGUGGCUGAGACAUCAAACCUCGAGAACGUAAAGUUUACCUGGCAUGAGGAGACAGCUUAUGAAUAUGAAAGUCGAAUGAAUGCAGAAAAGAAGUCUAAAAAAUGGGACUUCAUUCACAUGAUCCAGAUGCUGUAUUAUGUGAAAGACGUCCCAGCGACUAUCCGGUAUUUCCACAGCCUCCUGGAAGCACAGGGGAAGCUCCUCAUUAUCCUGGUGUCAGGAACCAGUGGCUGGGAAACGCUGUGGAAGAAGUACGGGUCUUCCCUCCCUUUAGAUGAUCUCUGCUCUUAUGUUUCUUCUGCUGAUAUUACAAGGAUACUGGAUUCAGCAGGGCUGAAGUACCAGCUCCACGAGCUCCCAUCCUACAUGGACAUAACGAGCUGCUUUAUCGAAGGAAACAAGGAUGGGGAGCUGUUGCUGGAUUUCCUGACAGAAACUUGUGAGUUUUCUAAAACUGCUCCUCCUGAGCUAAAGCGUCAGGUAAUGGAAGAGUUAAGAAAGCCUGAAUGCAGUGAAAAAAGAGAUGGGAAGGUGCUUUUUAAUAACAACCUGAGUGUAAUAGUGAUUGAGCCAUGAGUUAACCUCUUCUUGCUUCUUGAGCUAAAGCAAAUAGUCAGAUACUAACAUUUUUCACACUUUAUAAAUGGCUUAGUUUAUUUCAGUACUGAUAUAUAAUUUUUGGAGCCUCUUAAGAAAUCAGUAUUAAUAUCUGUUGUUAUAAGUGAGCUUUAAUAACCGAUUAAUUUUGCACUAAUCUAUGAAUGUGUAACUCACUAAGCAGUUAAUUGUGCUUUAUCGUAUGGAUGUUGUAUAAUCAGAUGUAACUCAGACCGUCCACUCAGGUACUGCAGAAACCUGACCAUUUCCUAAGAAAUAAUCAAGAACUAUACGUAGUUUCAUCAUCUUCACUUAAAAACUCUCUACAGAGCAAAUAAGCAAAUUACAACUUCUCAGUGCAGCUGGCAAGAGUGGAGGCUCAGAAUGACCGACCGUUUGGGUGGCUGCUCAGUGGGAUUUCUUGAGCUUGCUGUGACUUCAAGAUCUCAAACCUCCAGUUACUGCGAAAGUGGCCUCACACUUUCUGCACGUGCGAUGGUUGCCUGCUCCUGCCUCUGCAGCCGACUCCAUUUAAUGGCACUGCUUCCCUUUCCCUGUGUUUUCACUUUAUUUUUAUGACAUUGCAUCUGCAGAGCGAUUUGUGGACCAGGUCCAUACUGGCACUGCAAGAGCGAAGCGAUUGAAGGUGGUCAAGGCACAGCAGUGGUAACAACUGUCCUGGACAGGUAGAUUUCACUGAUGAGCCCUAAUGCAAAGCCUUUGUUAGGAAUCGGCUACUGCUGUCACAUAGGGCUUUCUGGUAUUUUUAGUUAAACACACAAACCUCCUGGUUGCAGCCUUUCACUAGCUUGGCAGCAAGGGCCAUGCGUGGAAGAUGUAAAAACAACCUCUGACGCCAAACUGACAGGUUUCAGUGGGAUUUGUUUCAUUUUCAAUGCGGUCAUGCCAGGUAAAUCUGUUCAAUAUAUAGUAUAGGAUGUUCAGCAAGAAGGUGCUUCACCUCCUCGGUCCCUUCUCCAUGUGGGGCUGUCUCCACUCCCGUAGUUGAUGCAUUUGUUUUGCUAAACGAUUUUAUGGUUUUAAGAAGUGUUAUUCUCUCUACAAGGCACAAUGCAUAGCAGAAUACAAUAUAGUCGCUUGAAUGAAUUUAAUAGUCUGAAUACCCAGUUUAUUCAGUGAGACAGGUGUGAUUUCUGACAUUGAAAUAAUUUGAUUCAGUGUUGAAAUGGUUUACUUUAGGUAAUGCUUUAGCUGCAAGAAAUUAUGUUUUAUUUUUGCAUAUACAUUUCCAAUACAAUAUAGAUUAUUAAAGAUUUGAAGUGAUUUACAAGAGAA